AUGCCCCUUCUGCCCGUUUCCAUACCAAGCAUCACCGGGAUAGACCGCGAUUACGAUUAUGAGGGUAGGGAGCCGGGCAGAUCUCGUACGAGGACGACGAGCCAUGCUCGGACUACCUCAGCCCAGUCUCGGGGCGUGGCUGACCAGUAUUCCUUCAUGACACCGACCGAAGCGGCAUCGCGGCUGCAAACGUCCCUUACCUACGGCUUGACACCAGUCGAAGCCCUCUCGCGGUUACGAGACUUCGGCCCGAACGAGAUCCCCCACGAGCCACCAGAACCCUUAUGGCUGCGAUUUAUCAAGCAAUUCCAAGAACCUUUGAUCAUCCUCCUGUUGGUGUCAUCAGUCGCAUCCAUUGUAGUUGGAAACAUGGACGACGCUGUGAGCAUCACUGUGGCCGUCACCAUCGUUGUGACGGUUGGAUUUGUGCAAGAAUAUCGAUCGGAAAAAUCAAUAGAGGCGCUGAACCAUCUGGUUCCUAAUCAUGCGCAUCUAGUGAGGGCGCAAUCCACAAAGCCAGUUGCGAGUUCGAAGAACGCGACCUGGCCACCCGUCAAUGGUGACCAAAACGAAAGGGACUCUUCAGCGGGGUCUGAGACACCGGGCGAGGAGAUGAUGGAAGCAACGUCGUCCAAAGUUAUGGCAGCGCAACUCGUUCCGGGGGAUUUAGUUAUGUUUACCACGGGCGACCGCAUACCAGCCGACAUUCGUGUUACCAAAGCGUCCGACCUUACCAUCGAUGAAUCCAAUCUGACAGGAGAAAAUGAGCCUGUCAGAAUAACAGCAGCAUCACGGUUCAGGAACAUACAUUCUCCUGCAAUUGCAGACUCCGGGGCCUUGCGUCAAUCGAGCCCUUCGAUCCUGUCUCCUAUAACGUUUAAUGGUGCGCCGAAAGAAGACUCGGGGAAGCACGAAGGGAACAACAUUGCCUACAUGGGCACAUUGGUCAAGUCUGGGCAUGGCCAAGGGGUCGUAUUUGCCACUGGUGGUGACACGCAUUUUGGAACCAUCGCUGCAAGUGUCUCCGGUACGGAAAGCCCACGUUCGCCAUUGCAAGUCUCCAUGGAUGAACUGGGAUCGCAACUUAGCAAGAUAUCCUUUGUCAUCAUUGGCCUCAUCUCAGUUGUCGGAUGGCUGCAAGGAAAGAAGAUCCUCGAAAUUUUCACCAUAUCCAUCUCCUUAGCUGUGGCUGCGAUCCCCGAAGGUUUGCCGAUCAUCGUGACCGUCACUUUGGCUCUUGGCGUGCACAGAAUGGCCAAAUACAACGCCAUUGUUCGCAAGAUGCCGAGUGUAGAGACUCUGGGCUCGGUCAACGUCGUCUGUUCUGAUAAGACGGGGACUCUUACAAUGAACCAUAUGUCAACGGUAAAGAUGUGGUAUUUUGGUACCAAAGGGGCUAUCAAUGUGGAGUCGGAUGACGAGUUGACUGAAAGGACUCCGGAUGUUGCGGCGCUGAGGAUACUUCGCAUAGGCAACAUAGCCAACUAUGCGCGGUUGUCUCACCAUGCCUCCGGGGCUGCUCGAACAGUUCUAUCAGAUAACCAAAACCAAGACUUCACUACUCACACGAGAUGGGUUGGACAGCCUACAGACGUAGCCAUGCUUGAUCUUUUGGACAGGUUCAAGGAGCACGAUGUAAGAGACUCGAUCGGUCCACGCACAGCGGAAACUCCUUUCAGUUCGGAGAGAAAAUGGAUGGGUGUCGCCAUUGGCGCUGACGCCAGGAACAGCGACAAGGAAUAUGCUUAUAUGAAAGGAGCAAUCGACAAGAUAUUGGAUGCCUGCGAUACAUAUCUCACCUCGGAUGGGCGAGAAAUCGUCAUGGAUGCUAGCCGGCGGCAAGAGGCUUUGGAUGCUGCCGAGCAAAUGGCCGAAAAGGGACUUCGAGUCCUUGCAUUUGCAAGCGGGCCCGUGGCGAAAUACACUCGAACCAGAACUGGCUUGGGUUCGACGCCCAGAAGCAAUACGCCUGCUAGUAACGAUAGGAGCGAAAGCCCCGCCGUGCCCAACAACGAAGAACUGUAUAAGGGUCUGACCUUUGCAGGCCUCGUUGGCAUGAGCGAUCCUCCGAGGCCUGGCGUGGCUCGUUCCAUAAGAAAACUGAUGCGCGGCGGCGUCAAGGUCAUCAUGAUUACAGGAGACUCGGAAACCACUGCCGUGGCGAUUGGUAGGCAGCUAGGAAUGCAGAUCUCUACUCCACGAGAGUCUUCGCCGCAUCAAGUAGCCGUAAGACCGGUCCUCAAGGGGGAUGAUGUUGACGAGAUGAGGGAGAAUGAACUCGCCGCUGCUAUGCAGACUACGACGAUUUUUGCGCGCACAAAUCCUGAUCACAAGCUGAAGAUUAUUCGAGCGCUCCAAUCCCGAGGCGACAUUGUGGCCAUGACCGGCGAUGGCGUCAAUGACGCUCCCGCACUCAAGAGAGCAGACAUUGGCAUAUCUAUGGGUAUGCAUGGCACCGAUGUAGCCAAGGAGGCAUCGGACAUGAUCUUGACCGACGACGACUUCUCCACCAUUCUACACGCCAUCGAACAAGGCAAAGGCAUCUUCAGUAACAUCCAGAACUUCAUUACAUUCCAGCUCAGCACUAGUGUUGCGAGUUUGACACUUGUCUUCAUCUGCACCUGCUUGGGGUUCAAAACGCCCCUCAAUGCCAUGCAGAUUCUCUGGAUCAACAUCAUCAUGGAUGGCCCUCCUGCUCAAUCACUUGGUGUAGAGAAAGUCGACAAAGAUGUCAUGUCCCGCCCGCCUCGCUCGCGAACAGAGCCAGUGCUGUCCCGCAGCCUGCUGCUCCGCGUCAUCCAGCAAGCGACUAUCAUCAUGACUGGAACAAUGGCGGUGUACAGCCAUGAAAUGCACGCAGACGGCGUAGUGACACGUCGCGAUACCACCAUGACGUUUACUUGUUUCGUUCUGUUCGACAUGUUCAACGCGUUAUCCUGCCGUUCCGAGAGCAAGUCGGUUCUCAGGGGCGAGGUCGGGCUGUUUUCGAACACAUUGUUCAACUGGGCGGUAUCUUUAAGCAUGGCUGGCCAAUUAUUAGUCAUUUACUUCCCGUGGCUGCAAGAAGUAUUCCAGACGGAGGCUUUGGCAUUCUGGGAUCUCGUACGACUGCUAGUUCUCUGCAGCUCGGUGUUCUGGGCUGAUGAGCUAAGGAAAUGGUAUAAAUACGGCAGGAAAAGGCUUGGCGGAUACAGCCAGGCCGUUUAG
This is a messenger RNA of Pseudomassariella vexata, 3207 nucleotides long. Its product is annotated as calcium-transporting ATPase type 2C member 1. Bases 1 to 3207 code for a protein of 1068 amino acids. Gene Ontology annotation, biological process: calcium ion transmembrane transport; intracellular calcium ion homeostasis; manganese ion transport. Gene Ontology annotation, cellular component: endoplasmic reticulum; plasma membrane; Golgi membrane. Lineage: Eukaryota; Fungi; Ascomycota; Sordariomycetes; Amphisphaeriales; Pseudomassariaceae. The record is from RefSeq and is a predicted model, not a curated record. Gene Ontology annotation, molecular function: ATP binding; P-type calcium transporter activity; ATP hydrolysis activity. The transcript has 3 exons.